AUGCUCAUAUUUUUUCUAUCUUUUAAUUUUAUUAAUCUUAUUGCUACAAUAACCACCCAGGAUAGUAGUCACAAACCUAAGGAACCCGAAUCACUACUUAAGGCUGCUGCUGUUCGUUGA
Diversispora eburnea is the source of this 120-nucleotide messenger RNA. Lineage: Eukaryota; Fungi; Glomeromycota; Glomeromycetes; Diversisporales; Diversisporaceae. The record is from the annotation of a GenBank genome assembly.